AUGAAGAAAGGCUCGGAACAGAAACCGACAGAUGCCGCAAAAACAACUAACCAAGCUGCUCAGCGACUGAACCAAGUUACGGCGCACGUCGCCAAAGAUGGACCCUCGCCCUCAGGAAAAGAUUCGAAGGGGCCUGGCAGUAGCUCGAAUUUGCCAGCAGACUACUCAGAUAUCCUCUCAACCAUAUCGACUCUGAGAGACGCAGCCACUACGCCCAACCUGAAGCAUCGAGGCUACAUCCGCCAGAAACAGGCUGGAAAACUCUGGGUGCGUGAAAGAAUCGAACAACUACUUGACGACAGUACGUUCCGAGAAGUUGGCUCGGUGUCAGGAACUGUGAAAUGGGAGACGACGAGUCCCACACAAGAACGAGUGGCCAGCUUCACUCCAAGUAACAAUAUCCAAGGCACCGGCAAAUUGCAAGGGAGAGACGUGCUUCUGACAGCAGACGAUUUCAGUAUUCGCAGUGGCCAUGCAGAUGGGGCAAGCUCUGGGAAGACUGUUUAUCUGGAAAAGAUGGCUGUUGCGCUCAAGUUGCCCGUGAUCAAACUCGUCGAUGGGAGUUCUGGGGGAGGUAGCGUCACCACGAUCAAGAAAGAGGGCUGGAGCUAUCUGCCAUCUCUUCCUCAUUUUCGUCACGUUGUAGAACAGUUGAAUAUGGGGAUUCCGAACUUGGGCGCAGUUCUCGGGCCAGCGAUUGGUCUAGGAGCCGCGAGAGUAGUGGCAUGCCAUUUCAGCGUCAUGGCUGCAGACGUUGGCACAUUGUUCAAUGCUGGACCGAAGGUAGUCGAGGGCGCCACUUUUGAAGAAGGGCUCAGCUUCCGGGACCUUGGCGGGCCAAUGAUGCAUUGCACAAAUGGCACCAUAGACAAUCUUGCUGCCGACGAAGCAGGAUGUUUUGAUCAGAUCCGGACAGUUUUGGGGUAUCUGCCCAAUUCGGGCCUCGACGCACCACCGGUCGUUCCAUGUACCGACCCCGAAACCCGAGAGGAUCUCUCGUUACGGUCUAUCAUACCUCGGAAACAGACGCGGAUGUAUAAUCCUAGAUUCAUCAUAAAAUCGGUAAUUGACCAUGGAUCCUGGUUUGAGAUCGGAGCUUUAUGGGGCAAAACAGCUAUCAGUGGACUAGCACGUCUAGCAGGUCAUCCCGUUGGAGUGAUUUCGCUAAAUUGUGAAGUGAAUGGAGGAGCGUUGGACGCUCAAGGCAGCCAGAAGCUGACAAGGUUUUUGAAACUCUGUGAUGUGAUGAAUAUUCCCGUUCUACAGUUUUUGGACAUCCGUGAGUGGUCUCCUUUGCCGGGAAAAAUGCCUCUACUCAAGAUUAGUUUGAUCAGAAUACCAAAUACUGACUUGCGUAUGAUAGCCGGAUAUGCCAUUGGCACAAUUGCAGAGAGAACAUCGGUUAUGCGCUGGGGAAUCGAACUGACCAAGACCUAUUUCUCCACCACAACGCCGAUCUUCAAUGUCAUCACGCGGCGAGUCUUUGGUGUCGCUGGCGGUGUUAUGAUCGCAGCCCGUGAUCCAUCCAUGCAAGUGGCCUGGCCAUCCGGACAAUGGGGCUCUUUGCCUCUUGAAGGAGGCAUCGAGGUUGGCCACCGCCACGAGCUGCGUGAAGCUGAAAAAGUCGGACGCAAAGAGGAAAUGUACGAAGCGCUGGACGCGGAAUAUAGGCGGCUUAUGAACCCGGUCAGAACGGCCAAUGCAUUUGGCGUCGAGGAGAUUAUCGAUCCCAAGGACACGCGCCAAGUGUGCUGUGCGUGGGUUCGCCAUAUGUAUGGAGCUACCAUGAGAGAGCGACUAGCCCAUCGAGCGAGUGGAAAGAUCCGGCCAUCUUUUACAUGA
Molecule: messenger RNA, 1842 nt
Organism: Talaromyces rugulosus
Lineage: Eukaryota; Fungi; Ascomycota; Eurotiomycetes; Eurotiales; Trichocomaceae
Exons: 2
Coding region: 1-1842 (613 amino acids)
Molecular function (GO): propionyl-CoA carboxylase activity
Source: RefSeq, a predicted model, not a curated record